GCAUAGGGGUGGCUGAAGAGAGUAAAUGAAAGAGAUUCUAGAGGAAGAGAGACAAUGAGAACAACAUGGGUCUCCUGCCCCUACCGUUUCGAAUUUCAUUAUCCAUUAUUUUAUUCAACAUAAAGCUUCCUCUUCUCUUUUCUUUCUCACUGACCUUGCUUUUUCAAACCCCCCUCCCCUACAACUUCCUCUGUCUCUUCUUCUCCAGGCUAUCUCUCUUUCUCUCCCCUUGACCCCUUUAUAUAAAGCUCCCGUUAUUAUCUUUAUCAUUAUCUAUCCUCAAAUCGUAACAAAGAUUUAGAGUUUUGGGAUUGUAACUCGGACCACCAAUUACACAACGGAAGUCGAUCGUGGUAGAGGAAGCAUGGGGAGGGCUCCUUGCUGUGACAAAGCCAAUGUGAAGAAAGGCCCGUGGUCCCCCGAGGAAGACGCCAAGCUCAAGGCCUAUAUUGAGCAGCACGGCACGGCGGCAACUGGAUUGCCUUGCCCCAAAAGAUUGGCCUUAAGAGAUGUGGAAAAAGCUGUCGCCUACGAUGGUUGAAUUAUCUUCGCCCAAACAUCAAACACGGGGGUUUCUCGGAAGAAGAAGACAACAUAAUCUGCAGUCUCUAUGUCACUAUCGGAAGCAGGUGAGUAAUUAAUUACGGACACAAUUAUGGGAUCCAAGGCUCCAGCACCUUAAUAACUAAUUAGUUAUAAUGAUAUGCAGGUGGUUCCAUAAUAGCCUCGCAAUUACCAGGGAGAACAGAUAAUGAUAUAAAGAACUACUGGAACACCAGGUUGAGGAAGAAGCUGCUGGGUAAGCAGCGGAAGGAACAACAGGCCCAGGCUCAACCCAAGCUAGUCAUGAAGAACGAAACUGGAAAUUUGGUGACACCUGUGACCCAAAAUCCCACUUGGCCAGCUCACCUGUGCGAUCCAACAUCUGUUUCCGCCCUACAGUAUCAUGAUCGCAACCACAGCAGCUUGCUAAAUACACUUGAGGGAACAUUCUCCCACGAUCACCAACAAUCAUACUCCGACACGCUUUCCCAUACCAUAAAUUCCCACUACCCACUGCUGCAUCUCGAACAGCACCCAUACCCAGCCUCAAUAAAUUCAGCAGCGCUGGUGAAUAAUAGUACUAGUAGUAGUUGUCAGUCGUCGAACAUUUUCGAAGGCUUUGAAAGCUUCCCCGAGGAUUAUUGGAGUGAGUUGGUGAGCAUGAAGCCUACUCAACAACAGCCACAUGCGACGUUGCAGGGUUACUAUGGAAUGGGUAGCACCGCUGCAGCUUCAGCAGAAAGCACUAGCUGGGGUGAUAUCACCUCUCACCUGCAGGUUUACUCUCCUCUGGUUUCUGCAUACGAAGGUGUCCAACAAGGAAUGCCUCACGAUAUCUCUAGUUUCGAGGAGUCUGCCUACUUUAAUCUUGAGUGCAAUAGCCGUUCUCUAUAAGUGGGGCGCUGUAAAUUUGUCCCGGAUCAUCAGCCUAGAGCACCAUCGCUCAGAGUUUUGCUUGUUUUCGUUUUCUAGCUAGUUAAUUUUAUCUUGGUUUCAACUAUUUCAUUUUGCAAUAUUUGCUUCAUUAUUUGAAAACAACAUCUUGGUCAUUUCCGGGUUUCUCUUUUCUUGUGCCCCUGUGUAUGCUAUAAUUAAUAAGACUCUUUGAUUUAUCCGA
Molecule: messenger RNA, 1660 nt
Organism: Prosopis cineraria
Lineage: Eukaryota; Viridiplantae; Streptophyta; Magnoliopsida; Fabales; Fabaceae
Exons: 2
Coding region: 847-1437 (196 amino acids)
Source: RefSeq, a predicted model, not a curated record